Marasmius oreades (fairy-ring Marasmius) is the source of this 981-nucleotide messenger RNA. RefSeq lists its product as uncharacterized. The transcript has 8 exons. The record is from RefSeq and is a predicted model, not a curated record. NCBI's taxonomy places the organism in Eukaryota, Fungi, Basidiomycota, Agaricomycetes, Agaricales, Marasmiaceae. Bases 1 to 981 code for a protein of 326 amino acids.
AUGGCAGCAGUCAGUGCAGAUAUACUGUUUGUUUCGGAUUUUGGGACGAGCAUCAUCCUCAACGCGGUCAAUCUUUUGACCGGGGGUAUCCUCUACGGGAUAUACAUAAUUUUAUUUUGCGCUGCUGCGACUGUUCUGUGCCGCCGAGAAGGCAACGUAAAAGCAAGAGCUAUGUUGCUGGUGGCCAUCGUCACGAUGUUCAUCAUGUCGUCCUUUGGUUUCUGGACCGACAUCACUAUAUUCUUUGCAGGUGUUCAAGAUAUCUUGGUUGGCAACGUCGGUCAGCCUUUCGGGUAUAAGCAAGGGGUAUUCACAGAACAAUUCAAAAAUCUGGACUCUGUCAAGCAAGUUAUGCUUCCUUUCGAGAUUGUGGUAGGAGAUUCAAUUGUUAUUUGGAGGGCUUGGGCUCUCUCUGCUGGAAACCGAAAAAUGGUCGUUAUUCCGUUGCUAUUUCUGAUUGGAUCGGCCGCCUGCUCAUUCGCAUUCUUGGGUUGCUUUUCCCAGCAUGACUGGCCCAUCGUCAACCCAGAUACGUGCAACUCAAUUGAAAUUUCGGCGUUCAGCCUGUCAAUCGUGACGAACAUCUUGGCGACAAUUAUCAUCGGCCAUAAAUUCUGGCGUUAUCGCCAGAUAGUCGGAAGGUUUCUGAGUACAUGCUAUGCCAAGCAACAAGCUCGGACUGAGAAAAUUCUUAUCCUCCUUCUCGAAUCCGGUAUCAUUUAUUCCGUUCUAUGGAUCGUCCAACUCGUCGAAAUACUUCUGCCGUUCCCGCCAACCUUUGCCGCGCAAGUGGUUCAACAAAUUUUCAUCGCUGCUAGUGUCCAGCUUAUGGGCAUCUAUCCGGCGUUGCUGAUCGUACUCGUUUAUCUUCAACGUUCAAUGUGGGAUUCGUACGGAGCUUCUACGUUGGAAUCCGACUCGGAUUCCAACUCGGGGUCCGAUGUGAGCCGCAGCAUUCUAGUGAUCGAAAAAGCGGUGUGA